Molecule: messenger RNA, 1200 nt
Organism: Heterostelium album PN500
Lineage: Eukaryota; Evosea; Eumycetozoa; Acytosteliales; Acytosteliaceae
Exons: 4
Coding region: 1-1200 (399 amino acids)
Source: RefSeq, a predicted model, not a curated record
AUGACAUUUACAAGUAUUAAUAAUUAUAAUAAUGGUGAUAGUCAACCAACAAAUAGUUUUCCAGGUAUUCUAUUUUUUGGACCGAUUGUAAAGAGUAAAAAACAACAACUCCAACAAAAACAAGAGAAUUGUAAUAGUAAUAGCAGAUAUAAACAAAAACAAGUUUCAAUCUCGAAAUUGUAUAGAGAGAAAUCUUGUUUAAACUAUAUUAGUACACCCAAGGAAAAGCUUGACUUUUAUUCCAAUCUUGUAGAGGUAUUCACUGAGAUGGAUGCGAACUUGGCAAACGAUUUGAAAAAUGAAAACAUAUCAAAAGUAAUUUCAUCGAAUAGGAUGAACAAAGCAUUGAUCACUGUCAAGCGUUCAGAUUCUCUUGACAUGGCACUCAAAGUACUCUCUGAAAAUGAUAUAUCAUCGUGUCCUGUAAUCGAUCCAAAACUUGGUUGUAUGGGUUUAGUUGAUAUGUUUGAUAUUGUUGAAUAUGUAUUAGCAAUGUUUAAAAAACAAAUGGAUGCAAAUGGUGGAAGUAGUAAUAUUAAACCGUCAAAGUUGUUGGGAAUGAAUUAUUUUAAAUUGAAUCUGGAUCCAGUGUCUGUUGUCAUCAACAAAUCGAAUGAUGUCGAAACAAUGUGUCCUGUGGUUACAGAGAUGGACAAUGUAUUCAAUCUGAUACAGUUGUUCGCAAUGGGUUGUCAUAGAGUUCCAGUUUACUCUGUGCCUUCGCCAGUUUUGGAAAGUGGGAGUGGAAGUAGUAGUGGCGGCGGUGGUGGUGGUGUUCCACGUUUGAAUAGAGUUAUUAGUCAAACCGAUCUAGCUAUUUGGGCAUGGCAAAACCCGCUGAUACGUUCGCGAAUCGUACAGAGUCAAUCGACAGUCGAGAACUUCUAUCAUCCCAAUCCAAAGUGUGUCAACCAGUCGACCCCAACCAUUGAAGUACUGCGGUUACUUCACGACCACAAAAUCAGUGCGGUGGCAGUGGUGGAUGACCGUGGCAAAAUCAAGAACGAAGUGAGCACCGACAGCUGGAAAGGCAUCAACGAGAAGAAUCUCGAUCUGAUAUUCGAAGACCAAACAGAUAAUAAUAAUAAUAAUAAUAAUAAUAUUAGUCAGUCAAUCGAUGUAGCUAUAUUUAAAUAUUUGUUCGUUUCAAAUAAACAACACAGCAGAGCAGAGCAUAGCAGAGCAGAGAGUGGAGUUUGA